Cyprinus carpio (common carp) is the source of this 1445-nucleotide messenger RNA. Its product is annotated as retinol dehydrogenase 8-like. Gene Ontology annotation, biological process: estrogen biosynthetic process. Gene Ontology annotation, molecular function: estradiol 17-beta-dehydrogenase [NAD(P)+] activity. The record is from RefSeq and is a predicted model, not a curated record. NCBI's taxonomy places the organism in Eukaryota, Metazoa, Chordata, Actinopteri, Cypriniformes, Cyprinidae. Gene Ontology annotation, cellular component: cytoplasm.
UUGGCGAUCGAUCGAUCUUUGUUUGCUGACUCGCUGUGUGUUCGAGUAAUCCGGGCGCGUUCACGUGCGCUGAUCCGCUGAGAGAGCGCUGAAAAGACGCGCGCGCAGCUCGCGCUCCGUUACUCCGGUGAACUCAUGGCAACCGAAGGACAGAGAGUGGUGCUGAUCACCGGCUGCUCGUCCGGUAUCGGGCUCGCGAUCGCCGUGAUGCUCGCGAGAGACGAGAUGAAGCGCUACUACGUCAUAGCUACCAUGCGGGAUCUGAAGAGGAAGGAUAAGCUGGUUGAAGCGGCGGGAGACGCGUACGGUAAAACUCUGUCUCUGCUCACACUGGACGUCUGCAGCGAUGAAUCUGUCAAACAGUGUGUCGACAGCGUCAAAGAUCGACAUAUAGACAUACUGAUUAAUAAUGCUGGCGUGGGUCUGGUGGGGCCGGUUGAGGCUCUCAGUCUGGACGACAUGAAGAAGGUAUUCGAGACCAAUUUCUUCGGGGUUGUGCGCAUGAUUAAAGAGGUGAUGCCCGACAUGAAGAGGAGACGCUCUGGACACAUCAUGGUCAUCAGCAGCGUGCUGGGCCUGCAUGGUGUGGCGUUCAAUGACGUUUACUCCGCGUCAAAGUUUGCCACGGAGGGACUGUGUGAGGGACUCGCCAUCCAGCUGCUCCAGUUUAACAUCAAGGUGUCGAUGAUCGAGCCCGGGCCUGUAAACACUGAGUUUGAGCUGAAGCUGAUGACAGAAGUCUCUAAGAAAGAGUUUGCUGGUGCUGAUCCAGAGACGCUCCAUCACUUCAGGACCUGCUACCUGCCCACACAAGUCAACCUCUUCAAAGGUCUGGGACAAACACCUGAAGACAUCGCCAAGGUCACUAAGAAGGUGAUAGAGUCGCCGUGGCCUCCUUUCCGUAACCUGACGAAUCCUCUGUACACUCCAAUCGUGGCGCUGAAGUACGCAGACGAGACACGCAGCCUGUCAGUUCACACCUUCUAUCACAUGCUGUAUAACCUGGGAGGAGUCAUGCAUGUCAGCGUGAGAAUCAUGAAGUUCCUGAGCUUUGGAUGGUUACGGAGACGAGCCAUCUCACCAACCUAACACACACACCCACCCACACACACACACACACACACACACACACACACACACACACACACACACACACACACACACACACAAACACACACCUGUGGAUGCUGCAGCAGGGCAGGGAGAAAGCACAACACAGACAGAUGUUGAAAUGCCCAGAGGGCUCUUUAUUUACAAUAGUGGAGGAGUGGGGCAGUGAGAGUGGCUGUGGCGUCCUCUGGGUCUUCGUGGAUGCUCCUUGUGAUUUUGUGAGUGAAAAGGGAAAGUGACGUGACAUACAGCCAAGUACUUGGAAUUCAUGCUCUGCAUUUAACCCAUCCAAAGUGCACACACACACAACACACUGUGAACACACACCCAGACAA